AUGACAGAUCAAGAUGCAGACUAUCAGGCCUACUUGCAAAGCUUCGGAUACAAUCCUCAGUCUCCGCCAGCAAACGAGACGCCCAUGCAGCCCUUUACGGACGAGCAAUUCGCCCAGUGCGUGAAGGAUCUGACUGGGCUUGAGUUCUCUCCUCUACCCACGGAGCAGCACGCUGGCAUUUCCAACCAGCACGACCCGAUGCACAAUCAAUCAAGCGCAAACAUCCUUCCUGACGAGCAAAUGAUCGAUCCACGACUUGGCCACAACGACGCUGGUGAGGCUCAUGCGCAGCCCAGCAAUGGCUCUGUCUUGACCUACAACACCGGUCGCUUCGAGGACGUUCUCCCCGAGGACGAUCUCAGCUGGGUGCUCCGCACACCGCCUCCAUACACCGUCCCUGCUUGUCCUGACAUUCCGGAGCUCAUUGAAGCAGCAAAUUCCGCGGUCGAGCAGAACACAGGUCCCGGCCAUGAAUCGCUCAAUGAUCUCUCCCAGUGUAGCAUAUGCGGCUGGCUAUUCGAUGUCCAUGCUCCCGGGUGUGGCGUCGAAGCUACGCAGCAUCUUAUUGAUGCUGUUCUGGGAGGGUCGACGGAUGCUGGGCAGGUCCUCAUUGAUGAGUUCAUGGACGGCCAAGUCGAAGUGCAGACCCGCGGCACCAAACGACGACGAGAAUCUUCAUCGCCACCCUCCGCGAGCAAGCCAACCCAGCAAACAGCCGAAUCUUCCACUGCCCGACCCAUCAAGAGGAUGAAGGCGCCCCAUACUUUUGCAGGACCACUCAUCCCAGCCCCAGCCACUGGCAUCUACACAAACAAGUUCCACAGCACCGCCGACGCUCGAGGCUAUCUCGUCAACGGCAGUCGCAGCGCCGACCACAGUGGCAAUGCUUCCAAGAUCCAUAAAUACGCCACCAUGGUCAUGGACGCUUGUCUUGCGACACUUCCAGUCUCAUCCGCGAACGCGCAUCAGAAUCAGAUCUCGGAGGCUGUUCACAAUGCGCUUAGGCUAGCACCCUCGCGAGUGGAAGCUCAAGUCUACGUCUUCACUAUGGGGUUCUUGGAUCGUGUUACUGGCAAUACCAAUUGGGUUGCCAAAGGGAUUCGUCCGGAGGAGACGCAGCCUGUGAUACGGCUGGUGCAGCGAUUGAUGGUGGAUAAGUCGUUGGCUUUGGAUGUGGUGACCGGGAGGGCGGAGAAAGACUUGAUUGGCUUGAUGAAGGCGAUGAGGACGGGAGCAUGA
This is a messenger RNA of Zymoseptoria tritici IPO323, 1239 nucleotides long. RefSeq lists its product as uncharacterized. NCBI's taxonomy places the organism in Eukaryota, Fungi, Ascomycota, Dothideomycetes, Mycosphaerellales, Mycosphaerellaceae. The transcript has a single exon. Bases 1 to 1239 code for a protein of 412 amino acids. The record is from RefSeq and is a predicted model, not a curated record.